Grosmannia clavigera kw1407 is the source of this 3642-nucleotide messenger RNA. RefSeq names its product PH domain containing protein. The record is from RefSeq and is a predicted model, not a curated record. The transcript is spliced from 4 exons. The coding region runs from base 1 to 3642 and encodes 1213 amino acids. Lineage: Eukaryota; Fungi; Ascomycota; Sordariomycetes; Ophiostomatales; Ophiostomataceae.
AUGUCGCAGCUGUCUAGUUCGCAUAAGGACUCGCUCACAUCAGCACCAUCUCCUCCGGCUGACAGAUCAGUCUCCAGCGCCACGUCUUCUUCGCUAAAUGGCCUAAAGCAAGAUACAGCUGCAGCGCCUCUGGAGCAGUUUCCGACGACUCCCGUUCCUUCGCCACCUGCCCGGGCUGACUCUGCUCCGGCUGACUCUCGCUUCGACACGACUCCCCCGGACGGAUCACCCAUCUCCAGACCAUACCGCCGAACGAGAAGCAGUUCAAGGCCCUUGUCGAUGGUACAGACGUAUCGCCCGUUCAUGAUGGAGAUUAACGACACCAUACCCGAAUUGCAGCCUAUCUUCUCAUUCCUCAACAACCAUGGCAACAAGCUGUACCAGGAGGGCUACUUCUUAAAGCUGGACGACCAGAACACCCAUGGCCGGCCAAAUGUGGAUAGGACCUGGACCGAGUGUUUUGCACAACUGGUCGGCACAGUAUUGUCUUUGUGGGAUGCUUCCGAGCUUGACACGGCUGGUGACGAUGGCGAAGUUCUGCCAAAGUUUAUCAAUUUGACUGACGCUUCGAUAAAGAUGAUUGAAUCACUUCCCACGCGGACCGCCGGCGAUCAGCCGCUCCAGAACGUCCUCAGCGUGUCCACGGCUGGCCGGAACCGCUACUUGCUGCAUUUCAACUCACAUCACUCCCUUAUCCAAUGGACAGCUAGCAUCCGUCUCGCGAUGUUCGAGCAGUCCACUCUACAGGAGGCUUACACAGGUGCACUCAUCGCUGGCAAGGGCAAAGCGGUCAACAACAUCAACCUCAUCAUGGAACGGUCCCGUUUCAAGACAGAAGAAUGGGUGCGUGUCCGCUUUGGUUCCGGCGUACCUUGGCGCCGGUGCUGGUGCGUCAUCUCGCCGCCCAAUGAGAAGGAGGUGACGAAGCUGCAGAAGGACAUAAAGAAGCGCUCUCCGUACGACCGGUCGCAUACGCCACUGGUCAGGGGAGACAUCAAAUUCUACGACACCAGGAAAACCGGCAAGAAGCAGAAGAAGGCGAAGCCUAUUGCCACUCUAUCCGAAGCCUAUUCUGCGUAUGCUAUUUACCCGCAGUCAAAAGCCCUGAUCGAUGCUUCUACUCUUGUCAAAAUUGAGGGAAGCAUAACCAUCCACUCCAAUCCGCCGUCCACCACAGAGGGUUUUGUCUUCAUCAUGCCCGAAGUGCACCCGGCCGUCACCGGCUUCGAGAUGCUGCUGCGCUUCCUCUUCCCUGCCUGGGAUGCUUUCGGCCUCUACGGCCGUCCUGGCCGCCUUGUGGCCAGCGUUCUCGACCAGCGGUCUCUAAUGUUUGCCUUGCCCAAGCACAGACGAUACGGCUACCUGGAAACUUCGGACGUCGCUAGCCUGCUCCUCACCGAGGGAAGCUCGACAUGGACAGAGCGAGAGUGGAGGAAGCGUAUGAAGGAAGCCACUGGUCAGCACAUGGCUGCUAUGGACGAGGAAUCCAGCAGCGGAUUUAGCAGCCGCCGCACUUCGCAUCGCAGCGCUUCGUACCGCAGCAACAGUCGAUUCAGCUUUGGGUUGGGCGGAAACAGCAUCAUGGGCAGUGACCGAUCAGUCAGUGGGCGACUGAAAGUCAACUUCACUGGCGACAGAGAAUCCGACCGUUCUUCACGAUCUAUUGCUCCGGCUAUCAGACCAGCUGUGCGAACCGAUUCGGCCCCUCCUGCGUCUGAGCGCCAGCCUCUUCCAUCCUCCAUGGCGCAAGCCGUUGCCAUUGCUGCCGGACAUGGCCGGAACCUUUCAGACACCAGACUCAAUGGACUGAACGGCACCCCGAGAUCCAAUCUGACCAAUCCGCUGAUAGGCAGUGCCUUUGGUGCCGCGUAUCUCCCUUCAUCGUCCCCAUCCCCCCCAACUCGGGGUUUUGUCAGCGACCUCUCCUCUACGCCGGAGCGUGUUAGCUCCGAGGAUGAGCUGCCAACGGAUAUGGACACCCCCCCUGCAAAGGAUCUGCAUGCCAUGGCCCAGCGGAUGGAGACCCCAGAGCCCGUGCACAUGCCUCCUGCCUUCAGCCACUCGCCGUCCUCGGGACCGCCAACUACUAUUUAUCAGUCGGCUGAGCUCCGGAGGGCGAACAGCCGCCUGUCCCACACAACUCUUGCUCAAAUUGCUAAAGCCGGUGGCGUUCUGCAGAACGGCUGGGCAGACGCCGAUGGGCAGGAAAGGCAAACCACUGAAAGCGGCAGCUCUCGCAGCGAGCUGUCGGUGCCAGCGUUGACAUAUAAGCCGUCAGCAUCUACGGACCCGUUAGGUUCACCCAUCUCAUCGUUGGACUCAACUGGCACAAAUCAAGCGAAGUCUCCGUUGACUCCGACACAGAACAAUCUCGUCCCUGCCCCCGAUUUUCUGACAGAUUAUCUCUCGCAACCCACCAAUGGAUUCUCUGCGCUGCCGCCCCUGCAAACCUCCCCUCGGGUUCUUAGGAAGCCUGUUCCGGCAGGGCUGGAUUACCAGCCGCAGGACAAUAUCUCCGAACCCCAUUCGGCGGCGACUAGUCUUGGAAGCAUACCCUCGUACCUUAUUAAUGAGGCUGCCCUUGACCAGGUUCGAUACAACGAGGAGGACAACGUGGAACAGCGCAACGUUUUCCGCCAGAACACAAAGAGAAGCGAAGCAAGCAGCCGAUACGACGAUGCCUCUUCGACGGCGAGCCCGGACUAUGCUAGCACACUAGGAUCGAACGAACCUCGAGAAUCGGUGGAACGACCACGGGCGGGUGUGCUGCGUACAGUUGGCGAAACCCAUUCGUCAGAGUCUGGAGAGGAAACCUUCGACAUUCCUGAAAUCAACUUUGGGCCGACCUUGAACUAUGCUGCGCAGGCCUCCCAACGCAACAUGACGCCUACCCCGUUCUCGGGCCCUUCAAGUCCCCCUACGACGAUGCCCGCCCGGAAGCCCACUCGCGACAAGCUGCAAUCUAUGGAGUCGAUCCACCGCCGGCAGGAGUCAGAGGAGACAAUCAAGCGGCGGAGUGUUGCCUGGCAACCUGCAGCGACGAUCGCUGGAGGCUCCACUGGUAGUGGCGGUGAGGGUCGGGCUGGUGCUUUGACUCCGGAACAGUUCGUGUUGCAACGCGCUGCCCAAGCUUCUAUCAGUCCAAUGUACUCCCAUCAACGUGUUGCGUCCACCAACUCGGUUUCCGGCAUCAUCGCCAACAAUACAUCAUCUCCCACACUGCACACCAGUUCAAGCUACGACAUGCUCAACUCCGUGGCAGGCGCCCAGCUACAGCGGCCCAGCUCGCAGGGUGCAAACAGUGCUCUCGGUCUUGCCGCCACACCCGAUGUCGGCUCACAUCUGUCCGCCCGGGAGCAGGAGUAUCUGGCCCGCAUGACCGGUGGCCCCUUGAUCAAUAUGGCAGGCAAUCACCGGCCUCAGCCUAGCGACAGUGGUCCCGGUCUUGCAAGGCCGCCUCUGGGCUCACACCAAAGCAGCUAUGGCCAGGUGGCCGAACCAGGCUGGGCGCAGCCUCUUCCCGGCACUUGGCCAGCGAUGCAGGGCCCUAUGCAAGGCGCGCAACAGGUACCGUACAUGCGCGGCGGGAGUCCUCAGCAAGGACACCAAUCCUACGGGCAAUAUCCCGGUCGUGCCUUUUAG